Molecule: messenger RNA, 2345 nt
Organism: Mytilinidion resinicola
Lineage: Eukaryota; Fungi; Ascomycota; Dothideomycetes; Mytilinidiales; Mytilinidiaceae
Exons: 2
Coding region: 103-1881 (592 amino acids)
Source: RefSeq, a predicted model, not a curated record
AUUAUAUCCCCUCCAGCACGCAUAGCUCGCAUAGCACGCCUCGCCCACCCGUCCUGUCCUUAAAGUCCCUAUUAGCCAUUCUGCGGCCCUCCACGUCCCGCCAUGGCCCCUGGCCCGCCAAACGAGCGCGCCCAUAAACACCACGAGCCCUCCAUUUCUUCCCUUCUCACCGAUGACAGCGACCAAGCCGACCAAGCCUCGUCCCUAUUCCCGGUCCCAAUACACCCCCUGGAGUCGAUGCAGGGCCCCUUUGAGGAGUCCAUGCUCGACGCAACGGGGGACUCGCCCUCUUCACCCUUCCAAAGUCCUGCCCAAAACGCCGAGUUGCGACACCAGGUGCUGUGUAAAGCCAGCUCAAAGGCCCUAGAAAGCGAGUGGAACUUCACCUACAACUGCUACUGGCGAGACAACCCACGAGCCAAAUUCCAUCCCCUACGAAAAACUGUCGCCCAGGUAGCGUUCGGCGUGCACCUGCUCCACCAACAUCUGGAGAAGUCGGUGUCGGACGUGGCCGACAUUUUGCAGAAACAUGUCCACGAGCUGGACACCUUUCUUCAACGCGCCAACGAGGAUAUGGAGAGCGGGCUCAAGGAUAUGUUGUUCCGGUGCAAUUGCCUCCAGGUGCCCAUGGAACAUGUCAGCGAGUUUGACCGCCUCCUCGAGGAUCGCCAAUAUCGAGCGCAGCUUCUGGACGGGAACAUCACGAUCGAGCGCACCAUACAGCGCAUGUCGCAGGUGAUGAAUGACUACCUUGUUGAUCUACAAACGCUCAAGGACGCCAACAACGAGUUGGACACUUAUUUGGAAAAUAUUGGAGACGAGUGGACGGACGAGAACGACGAUGUUGGGCGCAUCUAUUCAGCGAUGUGUGGAAAUGCCCUAGGAUGGUCUCAGUAUGUGCAGAAUCUCAUCUCGAAAACGGAAAAGUUGGGACUAGUGCUGGUUCGUGUAGGCAGCUACUGCAACGAGAUCGAGAAGCGUUGCGGUGCUGCCAGUAGGAGAAGCCUAAUUGCAAGCAGAUCAUCAUCCCGCAAUUCGAGUUCCAAGGACGGUGUUCGCUCUUUCAAGAACUUCGCCGACAACAAGCCUCUACCAACCGUUCCGAAAGAUCAAUAUUCCAAGGGCAGCUUAUCCCCGCCCAGAAGUGCCUCCGCAAGUGGCCACUACAAUUACCCAGAGAAGCGUCAAUCAUCGUUGACAGGAGAGGUACAGCAGGCUGCCGGCAGAAGUGGAUCCACACCAGAUCUAGCUUUGGUAGAGCGGCAGCAUAAACCAAUCGAGUCUGCAAAGGACUCUAGGACACAUGUACAAGACAAGAAACGAACGUCGAAACUGGAUGACAAGACACUUUUGUCUGGAAAUAUCUCCGAUCCACUCGAACCUGGAGACGACAAGUCCAUCGAAAGAGGGAGGUCACGUCACACCGGGAAAGGGAAAUACUCUGAGCCCGAGAAGAACGGAACUGUCGAUUUCUCACCAUCGGACACAAGCACUAUGAAGAACAGACUCGGGAACAGAGACACAAGCCCACCUCUCACUGCGCAAGACUCAGCUUACUCCUCGGUAUCGGGGUCGUUCGCAUCUCCAGCAAUAAUCCCUUCUAUAGCAUCUCCCACUCCAAUAUCCCAACGUCGAGUAACUCUCGGUCUGUUCCCAAGCAGUGCCCCACCAACGCCGAAAUUUGCCCCUGGAGGUCAUAGCAACGCCUCAGGUCUCACCCUGCCACUGUACACAAGGCCACUUCUUCAAGAGGAACGGUCUCAGUCGCAGCUUAGCAGUCGGAGCGCACGCCGAAUGCUCAAGAAGCCCAGUCUAUCGUCGCUAAAGAAUUUUUUUACACGCAAGAAAGCGUCGAACACCGUAGGAGUGAUCAAAGAGUGAAGGCGCUCAACAAAAGUUACGAUUUGAUUAAAUUCUUCUUCGAUUUUCUGGCGGACUUUUCCAGGAAUCUCAUCCUGUCAUAUUUUGUUAUAUACCCCCAAUCGUUGGCACUACUCCUAAAGGUUGUAUAAUGGGUGGCACCCUGUUGUUUGCUGUGUAAUACGACUUGCUUUUCCUUUCAGUGUAAUGGACAUGGAUGAGUUGAUGAUUAAUUCGGUGCUGGUGGCGACCAAACCCCAAAAUAAAACGCUGCGCGGCUUUGUAUGUCGCAUGCUUUGAGCGAUCCGAAACUGUACGUAAAAUGCCUCCCGUUGGUCUAUCGGUCUAGCUGUAGUCUUCAUGCAGAGACAUUACCGUUCUAAGACUACACAUCCACUGUCAUCGCUUCCUGACUCGGGUGACAGGUGGAAGGUCUCCUGGAGUAAGUUAGCUUGCGCCCUAAAUGCCAAUUCCUGCACGUGCUG